UUCAAGUUCAUUGAUUGGACGAAUUUCUAAGGGAGCAAACUUAAACAAUACCGUUUUUGUUUUUUUUAUAAAUGCUUUCAAACAAACGACCCUAAAUAACGAGAUAGCUACUUCUUUCGGUUAAUCGAUGUCUUUUAUAUCCCAACAUCAAGUAGAUCACCUGAGAUCUAUGGUACUUUCACUAGGCUCAGACCCUGUCAACACAUUCAAGAACGCGCUCCUUCCAUCUAUCAAGCGUUCCAAGUUUAAAUACCUAGGCGCUGCUAUCGCGUUAUAUGUGGUCAGCUCAGUGUAUCGGUUUUUUGAACGACCAAAACAACUUAGACAUUUAAAGAGUAUCUCAGUGCUGUCAAUGUUUAGAUCCUUGAUAGCAUCGGAAAACGACCUUGACCGGACUAAUAAGCUGGUGCUACCCCGUUGGGAAGAGACCAACGGCGUGAUAUCCUUUUGGGGCCAGUUUGGAUGGACAGUCAGAGUGACCAACCCAGAGGCCGUUCGAACCAUUUUGUACAAGACAGAUAUCUUUCCAAAAACGGCUAUAUUUGACGAGCUGAAAUACAAGAAUUUGUUGACAAAGUUUCUCGGAGAGAAAAACAUGGUGUCUACCAAUGCUCAUGAGUGGCGUAAGAGAAGAAAGAUUGCCAACCCAGCUUUCCAUCGUUCCAUGCCUGCAAAGACAUUUGCUGUAUUGACUAGCAGAAUGUUUGAGCAGAUCGAGAAAGCUGAUGGACCAGUGGAUAUACAGAAAUUACUGCAAAGGUUUACCUUAGAUGCUAUUGGCCUCAUUGGAUUUGGCUUUGAGUUCAAUUCCACUAACACACCUGAUGGUGAAUGGGUGAAAACCUACAAUGAUGUUGCUGAUCAUGUUGGUGACUUCAAGUAUCUUUUCUUUCCCAUUCUUGAUACUACACUCCUUCCAUUAUUCCCAGAGCGACAAAAGAAGCAUGAAAGCUUGGACAAGCUGAAUGGGCUUUUUAAUGAGAUUAUUCAACACAAGAAAUCGGAGCUAGCAAAGGGUGGAUCGAAUGUUGAUGACAACGAAAAAGAUUUAUUGACACUAAUGCUUGAAGCUGGAAACGGAGACGAUGAUAAAGAUCCUCUCACAUCUGAAGAACUCAGAAAUGAGCUCGUAUUGUUCUUCUUGGCAGGUCACGACACCACGUCUAACGCCAUGAACGCUGUGUUGUAUUUCUUGGCUGUAAAUCCGGAUGUGCAAUCAAAAGCUCUACAAGAAGUCUUGGAUGUUCUUGGCGAUGAACCAUCGGACGUUUGGCCAACUCUUGAGCAACUUAAGCAAUUCCCUUACCUUUCGAAAGUCAUGAAAGAGGCGAUUCGCCUAGCACCACCCAUAUCACGUCUCGUUGAAAGACAAUCAGCAGUAGAUACAGAAUUGGCUGGCGCUUUCAUUCCCAAAGGUACUAGCAUCAUGAUCGACGUACUCUCACUCCACUAUAAUGCCAACCUUUGGAAGAAUCCAACCAAGUUCGAUCCUGAGCGAUUUGCCGACGGAGGCGAGCUUGAGUCGAUGCCAUCUACCUACGCUUAUCUUCCAUUUGGUGGCGGUGCACGACAGUGUAUAGGAAUGAACUUCAGUUUGGCCGAACAACGCGUGGCUUUAAGUUCCAUCUUAAGGAAAUACGAGCUCAGUCUGCCUGAAGAUUCCAUUCAUAAGGAUGGCAUUGUAUUUGGUUCGCAGACGCUUACUUUUGCUACCGAGAAAAUGAUGAUCAACUUUACCCGACGACACUGAAUAGGCUGAUUAUAUGCACGUCGUCCAUUUCUGUGGAGCAUUUACUAUCAUAUUUAUGAAGUAUACAAUACACGCCAUUAUAUAUUUUUGCAGUAGUCAUAAGGUCAUUGUACAUUAUAAAAGAAAGUUUACGGUUCGGUCGCAGUAUUUUGGUGCUAGAUGUCAUGAAUGAUAGGAGCCCUUUACAAUUUAACCGAUGUGCUUUCUUCUAAUCUCAUUCGAUACCCCUCUCUCGUAUGCAGACA
Molecule: messenger RNA, 1995 nt
Organism: Umbelopsis ramanniana AG
Lineage: Eukaryota; Fungi; Mucoromycota; Umbelopsidomycetes; Umbelopsidales; Umbelopsidaceae
Exons: 8
Coding region: 128-1750 (540 amino acids)
Molecular function (GO): oxidoreductase activity, acting on paired donors, with incorporation or reduction of molecular oxygen; heme binding; iron ion binding
Source: RefSeq, a predicted model, not a curated record